GCCAAGUCGGUGAUAAAUCGAAAUUAAAACAAAAAUUCAGCAGCCCUCACUUUGUGUUAUACUUGAAUUAUUGUUAUUGGGCGUAGCAAGUCUGCUUCUCAGUUCUUCCUCCGUAAUUCUACCGAGACUUUACUUUGCACUUCAACAGGCAAAGUCGCGGUGAAGUUUGAGUGUCUUUGGAUUUUUAAUUAAUUUAGAUGGAGAAACGAGAGGGGGUUGCUAAGCCUGUUGACCUGGACAAAACAACUGAACUGUUGGAACCCGAGGAGACGACUGGUGGGGGAUUAUUUGUACCAAAUAAGGAACGGCCGAUAUAUAGAGCCCCUGAGGCAAAAUCUCAGUUAGGGCUACAGGCACGUGCUAAUGGAAAAUGGGGAGGUUCUAAUAGUGAUGGUGGGUUCAAGGUCCCAAGAGUUGCUUCCCUUGCAGCAUCAGUUGACGAGGAGGAGAAGCUUGAAUCGUCUGAAAUAGAUGAGGUAGGCAGUAACAUCAUAAAUGGUGUCCGCAAUCAUGCUCGUAGGCGGUAUCGUGAAACAGCUUCAUCUGUGAGUGAGAUAAUUGAUUCAGAAAAUACAAAGACUUCAGGGAGACGAAGUGGUGAUUCAAGUGGGAUUCAUCGCUCAAAUGAACAUGCAUCGUUAGAUGUUUCAUCUUCUACUGGGAGUUCCUUGAGUGCUUCUACAAGUUCUAGGUAUGACAGGAACGGCAGUGGUAGUGAGAGAAGAUAUUACAAGGAUGAUUCUAGAAGUGAAAGCAGGGGGGUCAGCCGGAGAGACAGUUAUGAUAGCAAGGAGCGGUAUCAUGGAAGGGAAACACGUGGUCGAUAUGAAUUGGAUUCCAGUGGAGAAUAUGGGAGAAAACGAAGCAGAUAUGAAGGUUCAAGAAGGACACCUGGCAGGUCUGAUUGGGAUGAUGGUAGAUGGGAAUGGGAAGAAACACCACGUCGGGAAAGUUACUCUAAUUCCAGUAGGCGCCAUCAACCUUCUCCUUCUCCAAUGUUUGUUGGGGCCUCACCUGAUGCUCGAUUAGUUUCUCCCUUGUCAACACCUCGUUCGACUGGUUAUGCUGCCUCUCCAUGGGACCAUAUUUCUCCCUCUCCAGUUCCAAUACGUGCAUCUGGAUCCUCAGUUAGAUCUUCAGCUUCUGGAUACAGUAGGAAGUCCCAUCCACUUUCAUUUUCUACUGAAAAUUCACAAUCAUUUGAGGAUGAAGAAGAUAGAACUUAUUCUUCUAAAGAAGACAAUUAUGAGAUAACUGAAAGUAUGCGUCUGGAGAUGGAAUACAAUUCUGACAGAGCAUGGUAUGACAGAGAUGAAGGAAAUACAUUUGAUGGGGAUAGCUCCUCAUUUUUUCUUGGGGAUGACGCUUCUUUCCAAAAGAAAGAGGUGGAGUUGGCUAAAAGACUGGUUCGAAAAGACGGAACUAGGAUGUCAUUUGCUCAGAGCAAAAAGUUGUCUCAGAUUACUGCUGAUAAUCAUCAGUGGGAAGAGAGGCAGCUUUUGAGAUCUGGAGCUGUAAGAGGUACUGAGUUGUCGACUGAGUUUGAUGAUGAGGAAGAACACAAGGUUAUUCUUCUUGUACAUGAUACAAAACCUCCUUUCCUGGAUGGCAGAAUUGUUUUCACUAAACAAGCAGAGCCUAUAAUGCCCAUAAAAGACCCCACAUCAGACAUGGCUAUAAUUUCGCGCAAAGGAUCUGCUUUGGUUAGAGAAAUGCGUGAGAAACAGAGCAUGAAUAAAUCACGUCAACGAUUUUGGGAACUUGCAGGCUCAAAUUUGGGUAAUUUAUUGGGUGUGGAGAAAACAGCAGAACAGAUUGAUGCAGAUACGGCUGAUGUAGGUGAACAAGGUGAAGUUGAUUUCAAGGAAGAUGCAAAAUUUUCACAACACAUGAAAAAGGAAGAGGCUGUGAGUGACUUUGCAAAAUCCAAAACCAUUGCAGAGCAGCGGCAGUAUCUACCCAUAUAUUCAGUUCGUGAUGAACUAUUGCAGGUAAUACGUGAAAAUCAGGUGGUUGUUGUUGUUGGAGAAACUGGCUCUGGGAAGACAACUCAACUGACACAGUUCUUACAUGAAGAUGGAUACACCACGAAUGGUGUUGUGGGUUGUACCCAACCUAGGCGUGUGGCCGCUAUGAGUGUGGCAAAGAGAGUCAGUGAAGAAAUGGAAACUGAGUUAGGUGACAAGGUCGGUUAUGCCAUUCGUUUUGAGGACGUGACUGGGCCAAACACCAUAAUUAAGUACAUGACUGAUGGAGUGCUUCUCCGUGAAACUUUGAAAGAUUCAGAUCUUGACAAGUAUCGUGUUAUUGUGAUGGAUGAAGCACAUGAGAGAUCUCUAAGCACGGAUGUCCUGUUUGGGAUACUGAAAAAAGUGGUUGCCCGUCGUCGUGAUUUCAAGCUCAUCGUAACAUCUGCAACUCUAAAUGCGGAGAAGUUUUCAAAUUUCUUUGGGAGUGUACCAAUUUUCCACAUUCCUGGGAGAACAUUUCCGGUCAAUGUUUUGUACAGUAAAACUCCCUGUGAAGACUAUGUGGAAGCAGCAGUGAAGCAGGCCAUGACAAUUCACAUCACCAGCUCCCCAGGUGACAUCCUAAUCUUCAUGACUGGCCAAGAUGAGAUUGAGGCAGCCUGUCAUGCCCUUGCAGAGCGCAUGGAACAGCUUGUCUCCACCACCAAGAGAGAGGUUUCUAAACUUGAGAUACUCCCAAUAUACUCCCAGUUGCCGGCUGACUUGCAAGCCAAGAUAUUCCAGAAAGCUGAAGAGGGGGCUCGCAAAUGCAUUGUUGCCACCAACAUUGCUGAGACAUCGCUGACUGUAGAUGGAAUUUAUUAUGUCAUUGACACAGGUUAUGGUAAAAUGAAAGUUUACAACCCUAAAAUGGGUAUGGAUGCUCUUCAAGUUUUCCCUGUCAGCCGUGCUGCUGCUGACCAGCGAGCUGGACGUGCUGGUAGAACUGGGCCAGGUACAUGUUAUCGUCUGUAUACAGAAAGUGCAUACCUGAAUGAAUUGCUGCCAAGUCCUGUGCCAGAGAUUCAGAGAACCAACCUUGGUAAUGUGGUGUUGUUACUCAAGUCCCUUAAAGUUGAUAACUUGCUGGAUUUUGACUUCAUGGACCCACCUCCGGCGGAUAACAUCUUGAAUUCUAUGUAUCAGUUGUGGGUGUUAGGUGCACUUAACAAUGUUGGGGGCUUAACUGAUCUUGGCUGGAAAAUGGUGGAAUUCCCAUUGGACCCCCCACUUGCUAAGAUGCUCUUGAUGGGUGAGCAACUAGGAUGCCUUGAUGAGGUUUUGACUAUUGUAUCAAUGCUUUCAGUGCCAUCAGUAUUCUUCCGGCCUAAGGAUAGGGCAGAGGAGAGUGAUGCUGCAAGAGAGAAAUUUUUUGUGCAAGAAUCUGACCAUUUAACUCUGCUUUAUGUUUACCAGCAAUGGAAGGAGCACCAGUAUCGGGGAGACUGGUGUAGUGAUCAUUAUUUGCAUGUUAAAUCCUUGCGAAAGGCUAGAGAGGUGAGAUCUCAGCUGCUGGAUAUUCUCAAGACACUGAAAAUCCCGCUAACAUCUAGCGGACAUGAUUAUGACAUCGUCAGAAAAGCCAUCUGUUCUGCAUACUUCCACAAUGCCGCAAGAUUAAAGGGAGUUGGGGAGUAUGUAAAUUGCAGGAACGGAAUGCCCUGCCAUCUGCACCCAAGCAGUGCUAUUUAUGGUUUGGGAUACACUCCAGAGUAUCUGGUUUAUCAUGAAUUGAUUUUGACGACCAAGGAGUACAUGCAAUGUGCUACAGCUGUAGAGCCUCAUUGGUUGGCUGAGCUAGGACCAAUGUUUUUCACUGUGAAGGAUUCCGAUACAUCGAUGUUGGAGCAUAAGAAAAAACAGAAGGAAGGGAAAACUGCUAUGGAGGAGGAGAUGGAAAAUUUGAAGAAGGAACAAGCAGAGGAAGAAAGAAGAAACAAGGAGAGAGAGAAGAAUAAGAGGGCAAAGGAGCAGCAACAAGUGUCGAUGCCGGGUUUGCGCCAGGGUGGCUCUACCUACCUCAGACCAAAGAAGCUCGGUUUGUAAAUGUAAAUUAUGCCGUGUAACUAACUGUCAUUGAUUACAGAGAGAAAUAAUUACGUUAAAUAUGAUGAACAAA
Molecule: messenger RNA, 4128 nt
Organism: Pistacia vera
Lineage: Eukaryota; Viridiplantae; Streptophyta; Magnoliopsida; Sapindales; Anacardiaceae
Product: pre-mRNA-splicing factor ATP-dependent RNA helicase DEAH7
Exons: 18
Coding region: 198-4055 (1285 amino acids)
Biological process (GO): mRNA splicing, via spliceosome
Cellular component (GO): spliceosomal complex; intracellular anatomical structure
Molecular function (GO): RNA binding; ATP binding
Source: RefSeq, a predicted model, not a curated record